Molecule: messenger RNA, 1487 nt
Organism: Orbicella faveolata
Lineage: Eukaryota; Metazoa; Cnidaria; Anthozoa; Scleractinia; Merulinidae
Product: HAUS augmin-like complex subunit 1
Biological process (GO): centrosome cycle; spindle assembly
Cellular component (GO): cytosol; HAUS complex
Source: RefSeq, a predicted model, not a curated record
CUUAGCGCCAGUCCUCUAUCCGACGCGACAAAAGGAACCAUGGGACAUAUUUACAAACCCGCCAUUUUCAAGAAUACGAAGAUAAUAUGGCGGCAUUUCAAACGACUGAAAGUGGAGGAAAACAUAACCAAGUUUUUUCUUGGCUACAGCUAGUUUAUGGGGAGGAUCCCAUCCCUCAGUUUGAAAUCAACACUUUUACGUUGAGCGUCCUAGAGCAACUUGCCAGAAGAAAUCUAGAACAGAACAAACAUGCUGAAAUUAUCACCAAGGAUUACAUCCAAAAAACAGCAGAAUACUCUGCUGAGGUUGAAAGGCUAAGUAGGAUAACAGAGCAAGUGGGUUUACCAGUAUCCAGCAUGUCACAGUCAGGACGAAUGAGCUUGAAAACCCUUACAUCUCUGGCCCAGUUGCUUGGCACUAAGAAUUGUUCCACAUCAAGUCUUUUGUUAGGGAUUGCAGAACAAAGCCAAGCCCUGUUUGCAGCAAUUGAUGCGAACACAGAAGAGAAACGACUUCUUUCCAGACUCUUGGUGAGGACCAAGAAGGCAAAAACUACUGCCUCUGACUUACAAAGGUCCCUUGAUGGUCUUCAGGAUCAAGUAGCCUUACAGACUCCGCAGCUGAAGAAAAACUCUCAAGAAACUGAAUUUGUGAAACUGAAGUGCAAAGAAUAUGCAAAACUCAACAAGGAACUUGAGGCAUAUCAAAGUCAAGUUCAGUUAGAUUCUUCAAUCUACCAUGGAUCCCUUGUCAAGAAAGCUGAGGAAGUAAGACUAAUCAAGGAAAAGAUGAAACCAAUAAAAAGCAAGUUAGAAGGUUACCACAGCCUACCACCAGAUAUUUCUCAGGCUAGAGUUAAAGUUGAAGAAGCAAAGAUGCAAUUGGAACUCUUAGAGAAACAACUAUCAAUCAGUAUAGACACACUUCACUUGUGAUAUCUGUUGAUGUGGUCCCCGUUGUUAUUGUUGUCAAGUGCAAGAGGACUGAAAAUAAAGAAUCUGCAUCAAGUCCUACUAGAACAUAUCACCCUAGUGCGAUGCUGGUUUGAAAUGGUACUAAGAUGUGACAGAACCAAAAGAAGUUUGAGUGAGGGUUGCUGAGCCAAAAAUGAUGUAUCUUGAUUAUGACAAGUUGGCAUGUGGCCCUCAAGCAGCUUGUGCCAUUAAAUUCUUCACUAGUCAUGAAAUGGCAGGUCUUCAUACUAGGAUUUAUCAAGAGUGACAUCUGUUCCAGUGGUGUACCUUGACUCUCUUGACAGGCAUAUGUAUGCAAACCAAUGGUUUUGUACCACAAAAAGUGCUGAACUCUGCAAGAUAUCACUAGAGGAUUAUUGGUCACUGCAUAGGGAACCUGACAUUUAAUGCAGUAAGAAAACGUAGCAAAAUUGAAGUAGUUUGAACUUAUUUCGAGAUGACUUACAAAUUAAAAAAGUUUAGCUUUGUGAUAUAAAUUCUGAUUCUCAAUACCAUGACAGCUGAGCCUGUUAU